AUCUUCUUUGUCAGGUAGCGCCAGAAAUGACAGUGAACUCGCCGCUGUGCUUUAGGGGAAAGAAGAUCCUGGCUCCAAUGGUGCGAGUGGGGACAUUACCGAUGCGACUGCUUGCCCUAGACUAUGGCGCCGAUAUUGUAUACUGUGAGGAGCUGAUUGACAUAAAGAUGCUGCAGUGUAAAAGGGUUAUGAAUGAAGUGCUUGAAACAGUGGACUUCGUUGCACCUAAUGAAAGAGUUGUUUUCAGAACUUGUGAGAGGGAGAGGCACCAUGUUGUUUUUCAGAUGGGUUCAGCAGAUGCUGAAAGAGCCCUGGCAGUAGCUAAGCUGGUAGAGAGUGAUGUAGCUGGUAUUGAUAUCAACAUGGGAUGCCCAAAAGAGUAUUCUACCAAGGGAGGUAUGGGAGCAGCACUGCUAUCUGAUCCUGGCAAAAUAGAGUCUAUCCUGACUACCCUUGUUAAAGGAAUUUGCAAACCAGUAACCUGCAAAAUCCGCAUUUUGCCCUCUGUUGAGGAUACUGUGAAUCUGGUGAAGAGAAUAGAGAAGACUGGCAUUGCUGCCAUUGCAGUGCAUGGAAGAAAGAAGGAGGAGAGGCCUCAGCACCCUGUCCACUGUGAUGUGAUCAAAGCCAUAUCUGAAGCAGUCUCCAUUCCAGUAAUAGCCAAUGGAGGAUCUCAUGACUUCAUCAAAGAAUAUACAGAUAUUGAGACCUUCCAGAAAGCAACAGCUGCCUCAUCAGUAAUGAUAGCUCGUGCUGCCAUGUGGAACCCAUCUAUCUUCAGAAAAGAGGGCUUCUUACCCUUGAAGGAGGUCAUGCAAGAUUACAUCAAAUAUGCAGUGAGAUAUGAUAAUCACUAUACCAACACAAAAUAUUGUUUGUGUCAGAUGUUAAGAGAGCAGUUGGAAACUCCUCAGGGUAAGAAGCUGCAUGCUGCACAGUCCACACAGGAGAUCUGUGAAGCCUUUGAAAUGGCUGACUUCUAUGAAGAAACAACAGCUAUUUUUGAAGCAAAGAAAACAUCUUCACAGACUGAGACACAAGAUAAAGAUGACCAAAUGGAAGAUCCAGAUGUAAUAAAAAUGGCUGUUAGAUUUGAUAAGCGAGAAUAUCCACCACAGAUUACUCCAAAAAUGUAUCUUCUGGAAUGGUGUAGGAAAGAAAAGCAUCCUCAGCCUGUUUAUGAAACUGUUCAAAGACCACUGGAUAGAUUAUUCUGUUCAGUAGUGACAGUAGCUGAGCAAAAAUACAGGUCAACGUUGUGGGACAAGUCAAAGAAACUAGCAGAACAGUCUGCAGCUAUUGUCUGUCUGAGAACGUUGGGUGUCCCUGAGGGAAGGUUGUGUGAGGGAGAAAAUCAACUGAUUAACAAACGCAGGAGGGAAGACCAGGAGCGAUUGAGUAACAGAGACAGUGGAGAAGAUCCUGCUGAGCCUUCCCAGAAAAAAGCUAAUUUUAUUGAAGAAAAUUCUGACAUGAAAUUGUCUCGGAUGCCACGAUAGCAUAGAAAUUGGAGUUUUCACACCUAUGCAGCUACAAAUUGGCUUAUAUUUGUAUAUGACAUUUCAUUUGGAUUCUCUUGGAGACAGAUAAAUUCCCCAGCUGUAAAAAAAUGCCAACAAGAUGUUUACUGUUCACCACUGUUCCCUAUGGUGCCUUUCAGACAGGAUAAAUUAGGUGCCUGACUUCAAAGAAUAUUGAGAAGAUUAUCCCAAAUAAUAUUUUUUUUAAUAUCAGAUAUUUUCAAAGCAAUUUUGUCAUUGGUUUUAUUACUUGUUUUUUAUUUUUAAGAAGUGUGCCAUGUGCUGGUAGGAGAUGUUUGAGUACAUCAUCCAUAAACAGAAGAAUUUGUUAUGGAACUGUAUAGUUCAUCAGAAGAAUGCUAGUAGCCAAGUAGACCUGGUUUUGUCAAAAGAGUUUUAUGCACGUCUUGCAGACUUCAUUUACAUCCAUCGCAUAGCAAGAAAAAGUUUUUGCAGAGAGGACUUGGAAAUUGUAGCACUAAGCAUGAAAGUAACAUUGUUUCAAAAUUUGUACUAAAUUUUACCCUCCAAAAUACCACAGUGCAACCAACCGUCCUUUCCAGCUCUUAGUUGUUAUGUUUGUGCCUUUUCAGAACGAAACUGGAGUUAAGUCUGGUAGCCAUGAAUUUGUUGAAUGAAGGCACUUUUGAGAUUUUUGUACUUUUGGAAUUGAAGUCCUAGUAAGUGUCUACAUGUGCAUUACUUGCAGUAAUGGGCAUCCAGAUAUGGCCUUCUGUGUUUGUUCUUGAAAUGCUGACUCAGUUUGCCUCAGUAUUUAGCUGUUGGUGAUAAUGAUGGUCUUAAAUCCAAGGCACACCAUGUUCUCUCUUCUUCAUUUGCCACCAUCAUAACUUCAUAUUAAAUGUAAACUACAAGUAGAUGUAGUAAGCCAAGAGAGGAUACAGAUGCAGUCUGAUUUCGUGGUAAUCCAUCUGGUUUGAGUUAGUAAAAUCCCCCAAAGAAUAUCCUAGUAGAUUAAGGCAAGUUAUUAAUGAUUUAUUUAAGUGAUGAUUUAGUUUCCCUCAACAGGCUCAGAGAGCAUCAGAUUUUCAGUUCUGGUCUGAAAACCAAAUGACAGGGAUAUCAUGCCAUGAUCUUUUAAGUAUAAAGAACAUACAGAAUAUUACUCAUUUUAAUGUAAUUAAUAAGCAGUCUUCCUAUUCAAAAGUUUGCAUCUUUUUCCUCAGAUGUGUUGGUCUUGAACUAUUCUGUUACAACAGAAAAACAGUAUCUCACCAGAUAACAUUCAGACUUGUAAAUUUAAAUACAGGUAUAUUUAUAUUUAAAAUACCUUCUGUUUAGAUCAGAGUAAUGUGUAGUAAAUCUCUGCUCUCUGAGGAGGUAGUUUUUCUUGUUCAUUUUGUAUGUUGCAGUAAAUGCAGUUAAAUAGAUCUGAUAUAAUUUCAGUGCUCGAAUUAUACUCUGGAGCUGCGAAAGAAUUUGCAAUAUUAGUCAGAAAUUUCUGAAGUAGGCAUUUUCCUAUUGUGAGUGCUAUCUGGAUAUCUUUUCUUUCUCAGAAUUAUUAGAGCCAUGCUAGAACCCUAGAGAAAAAGCCGUUCUGAGGUCCUGCUAGCAGUGUGGCUUGCAAGAUAUGAUAUCAUAGAAGCAGAGAAUGUUAGAGAUCAGGGGUUGAGACUCCACCCACAACUCUUUUUGCCAACCUGUUCUGGUGUUUUAUCACCCAUAUGGGUGAUUAAAAAAAAUAAAGCAAGCAACUUUCUGUUCUUGUGUCUACAUGAAA
Molecule: messenger RNA, 3261 nt
Organism: Pogoniulus pusillus (Red-fronted tinkerbird)
Lineage: Eukaryota; Metazoa; Chordata; Aves; Piciformes; Lybiidae
Gene: DUS2
Product: dihydrouridine synthase 2
Exons: 15
Coding region: 27-1499 (490 amino acids)
Biological process (GO): tRNA dihydrouridine synthesis
Cellular component (GO): cytoplasm
Molecular function (GO): tRNA binding; tRNA dihydrouridine synthase activity; flavin adenine dinucleotide binding
Source: RefSeq, a predicted model, not a curated record